Molecule: messenger RNA, 1757 nt
Organism: Cannabis sativa
Lineage: Eukaryota; Viridiplantae; Streptophyta; Magnoliopsida; Rosales; Cannabaceae
Exons: 3
Coding region: 59-1369 (436 amino acids)
Biological process (GO): tRNA processing
Molecular function (GO): tRNA dihydrouridine synthase activity; flavin adenine dinucleotide binding
Source: RefSeq, a predicted model, not a curated record
CACACUGUCUCAAAUGGAAUGGUGAUAUUCCCACGCACCACUCAAACUCUGUCCUCUCAUGAAUCUCAAAACCCCAACUCCUUCUCUUCUCUUCUUCUCCUCCUUCCCUCGAUCUCGGACCACCUCACUACACUCUCCAAUGGCUUCCACACUCGCUCUACCUCUCUCCCACUCAUCGGAUCCGACUACUUCUUCUUCCGCCGACUUAGACGACCUUGUUUGCUGCGACGGACAGAAACGAGUUCAGCCACUGGAAACGCCGUCGUUUUGCUCUGAAUCUCCUUCCCGGAGUCUAAACGGAGGGGAAUCGCGAAUUGAGAGGGCUUGGGAUCACUGGAAGAGACUCGGUAGGCCUAAGCUGAUUGUUGCUCCAAUGGUGGAUAAUUCUGAACUUCCUUUUCGUUUGCUUUGUCGUAAGUACGGAGCUGAAGCUGCGUAUACUCCUAUGUUGCACUCUCGGAUAUUUACUGAGACUGAGAAAUAUCGAAAUUUGGAGUUUACUACUUGCAAGGAGGACAGGCCGCUAUUUGUUCAAUUUUGUGCUAAUGAUCCAGACAUUUUACUGGAAGCUGCAAAGAGAGUGGAGCCGUAUUGUGAUUAUGUCGAUAUUAAUUUGGGUUGUCCUCAACGCAUUGCUAAACGUGGGAACUAUGGGGCCUUUCUAAUGGAUAAUCUUCCUCUUGUGAAAUCUUUAGUAGAAAAGUUGGCUCUCAACCUUGAGGUUCCCGUGUCAUGCAAAAUCCGCCUCUUUCCAAAUUUACAGGAUACAAUUAACUAUGCUAGGAUGCUAGAGGAAGCUGGUUGCUCUCUUUUAGCCGUCCAUGGACGAACAAGAGAUGAAAAAGAUGGAAGGAAAAUUAGAGCUAACUGGAGUUCAAUCAAGGCUGUUAAAGAAUCGGUCAGGAUCCCCGUCCUUGCAAAUGGGAACAUAAGGCACAUGGAUGACGUUCAUAGGUGUUUGGCAGAGACAGGUGUUGAAGGGGUGCUUUCUGCUGAGACUCUUCUUGAAAAUCCAGCUGUUUUUGCUGGAUAUCGAACUGCAGAAUGGGUUGCAGGCAGUGAAGAAAGCUUCGUAGAUGGAAAAUUAGAUCAGGCAGAUCUAUUGGUGGAGUACUUGCAGCUAUGCGAACAGUAUCCUGUGCCAUGGCGAAUGAUUCGUGCCCAUGUGCACAAGAUGUUGGGAGAAUGGUUUAGGAUUCAACCACAAGUUAGAGAAGAUCUGAAUGCACAGUCUACGCUGACCUUUGAAUUUCUUUAUGGUUUGGUGGACCAGCUCAGAGAGCUAGGCGUAAGAAUUCCGCUCUAUUUGAAAGAUGAUGAUGUAGCAGAAGUCUCGACAGCAGAUAGUUUGGAUACUUCAACUUCGUGAUACAAUCUCAUCAAGUUGUUGGCACUUGAAAUCGGGUACAUUUUAUUCAAAAUUGAAUACCAGCAGAUUAUUUAUUAUAAAUUACAAUUUGAAUACCAAUUAUUUUUACAUUUACUAACAUAGCUUAGUCGCCAUUUCGGUGAAAGAGUCAGACUUUUCUUCAUGCUAGAGGCAUGACAGAAUCUAGGCCAGAAAUUAACAAAAGAAGAAAUGGCUGUACCAUUGUUUAAGUUAUUAAGUAUGAGUUUUGGAAUCUAUUGAUUGAAUUUAUAUUCUUUUUAGGGGUUGAUUGUAUCAAUUUUGGAUAAUUAUUGAAUAUUAUUCUCGAUUACUUGUUGUAAAAGAUCUUAUGUUAUUUCUACACAAUGUGAUAUGGGUAUUGUUGUUA